Molecule: messenger RNA, 2253 nt
Organism: Rotaria sp. Silwood1
Lineage: Eukaryota; Metazoa; Rotifera; Eurotatoria; Philodinida; Philodinidae
Source: the annotation of a GenBank genome assembly
AUGUCAUCUUCAUACCGUUUCAUAGAAUCACCAACAUCUGAAUAUAACAUACCAUUGAAUAAACGAAUUGAUAUACCUAUUCGUCGUUCAUCAAAUCAUCCUAACUCUCAAUUUUAUGAACAAAAUACUCAGAAUCAAAUUCAUUCUAAAGAUACAACACUACAAUGGAUUAAUGAUUCAAUAACUGGUAAUGAAAAGUUUCGUAUAAGAAUUAAUAUUGAAGGAUUCAAUCAAAAUGAAGUUCAUAUUCGUGUUGAUGAAAAUAAACUUUUUGUAUAUGGUGAACAUAUUGAAAAGAAAAGUCAAGGUACAUCAAAAAAAGUAAUCGAUAAGUUCUAUGAAUUGCCAUCUGAUGUUGAUACAUUCAGUUCACACGUCACUUUUCCAUCACCAACAAUAAUACAAGUUGAUUUUUCAUCAAAAUAUUCUUCAUCAACUCGAUCGGUUCGAUCAAGUCGUUACUCAUCACCACGAAAAUUAUACGAUAAUAAUGUAUUAUCAAAUUCAUAUAUUCAUUCGUCUGAUGAUGAACUACCUCAUGAAAAUCGAUAUAGUAUUACUAACAAUGCUCAUCGAAUUCCAAUUCGUCAAUUAUCUAUUGAUUCAUCACUUUUCUCUGCACGUUCAAUUAGUCCAACAUAUAAAUUUCGAGCAAAUAUAGGAACAUCAAUAACAAAUACUCUAGUUGCAUUUAGUCAAAUAGGAAAUCGUAAUGAAUUUUCUCGUAGCUUUUCAUCAGGUAUUCUUAUGGAUGUAUUUAAUUAUUUAACAACACUUGUUCUUCUACCUAUUGAAAUUUUUAUUGAUCGUAUAACAACAAUAUCAGAUAUUUUUCAUCGUGGUGGUUAUUUAGCUCGUGUAAGUGGUGCUAUUGCUGCAAUGAUUCCUGAAAAACAAGGAAUGAAUAUUCAAUUACUUAAAGUAAUUACAAAACCUUUAACAAAAUUAAUAAUACAAAUUGAUAAAACUAUUCUAAUGAGUAAUACGACAAAACAAACAGUUGGUAAAAUUUAUUGUUAUAAUGAAACAAUUAAAUGUAAAUAUUUAUUUCGAUCAAUGAUUGAAAAUUUUGGUGAUAAUAUUGUUGGAAUAAUUUUAUUUAUAUGUUCUCUAUUAAUUCUUAUUGGAAUACUUUUAUUUAUGGUUAAAUUAUUAAAAUCAAUAAUUAUUGGUGUUAUUGAUGAUACAUUAAAAAAAAUUCUUCAUAUACAAUCUCAUGGAUGGAAAGAAUAUUUACUUGGAUAUGUUUUUGUUAUUAUUGGUAUUAUUGGAGCAAUACUUGUUCAAAGUAGUAGUAUUUUUUGUUCAAUUUUAACACCAUUAGUUGGUCUUGAAGUACUUUCACUUGAACGUAAUUAUGAAUUAACAAUUGGUGCUAAUAUUGGUACAACCAUAACAGCACUUCUUGCUUCUCUUACUCAGACUGGUCUCUUUUUUCGUCAAUCAAUUCAAAUAGCAUUAACGCAUUUUUUAUUUAAUGUAUCUGGUUGUAUACUUUGGUAUAUUCUUCCAUAUUUUCGUCGUAUUCCAAUUUAUUUAAGUCGUCAAAUUGGUGAAAUUGUAUCUGAAUAUCGUUGGUUUGCUUUAAUUUAUAUAACAUUAAUAUUUUUUCUUUUUCCAUUAAUUCUUUUAAUUCUUGCUUUAAUACAUUGGAUUGUUGCAAGUAUAUUUCUUCUAUGUAUUUUUCUUCUUACUAUUUUUAUUUUGAUUAUUAAAUAUUUUCAAAAAACAAAUCCAAAUAAAUUACCAAUUAUAUUACAGUCAUGGUCUUUUCUACCACGUUCAUUUCGUUCAUUUUCUUAUUGGGAUCAUCAUUUAGAAAUUUUUAUUAAAUAUAUUUGUUGUCAACGAUGUAUUAAUUUAAUUUAUCCAUCGAAUACAAUUGAAAAUCCAUUAAAAGAACAAUACUUAUCAAUGAAAACUCAAUAUUUAACAGCACUUGAUCAUCAUUUUUUAAUUCAUACACAACAAUUAAAUCAAUUAUUUGAAAAAUAUCAUGCACCAAUCAUUCCUAUUUAUGAAUCACAACAACAUUCAAUUACAAAUGAUGUACAAGAUUUCUAUCAUAGUUUAACUGGUAAACCAAUACAAGGUGAAAAAACAUUAUUAACUUUUGAACAAACAAAUUUAUUGUCUAAGGAAAUAAAUAUUCAUGAAAAUGAAGAAGAUUUAAUCGAUCGAAUUAUUGUUUUUGAUCGAGAGAAAAAGAAAGAAAUAUCUGUAAAUGAAUAUAAAAGUUCUUUGUCUUUUUAA